AUGUCAGUUGAUCUCCCAGAGCAGGAGCUCGUGGCCUCAGCCCCCAUCAGAGUUCGAAGUGGGGGCACAACCAAGACUGUGAACAGAAGAGCGUACCGAAUAAAGGGCAAGAACGGCACGACAUACCUGGCUUCACAGGAUAGCAAGGGGCGAAUGUAUAUGGUGGAUCAAGCUGGAAACCUGUACUACGACUCUGGGUUGCCACAGAUCGGGUGGUACAUAGUGGAUCCUAAGGGCAAGGUGUACAAUCUGUAUGAAACGAGUGGGGGAGUCGAGUCCAAGUAUGUGGGCAACAUCUCUGAUAUAAAGAAGUACGAUGUGAAUGGGAUUCUGGGAAUGGACAUACCCACUGCCCCCAUUUAUGCAUUUGAGGACGACUCAAUUAGUGUGCCACCAAAGGAUAUUCCCUUUGAAGAAAUGAUCACCAGUGAUGGACAGAAGAAG
Ostreobium quekettii is the source of this 444-nucleotide messenger RNA. The record is from the annotation of a GenBank genome assembly. NCBI's taxonomy places the organism in Eukaryota, Viridiplantae, Chlorophyta, Ulvophyceae, Bryopsidales, Ostreobiaceae.